Oxyura jamaicensis (ruddy duck) is the source of this 366-nucleotide messenger RNA. RefSeq names its product arf-GAP with GTPase, ANK repeat and PH domain-containing protein 2-like. The annotation marks the transcript as partial. The transcript has a single exon. Lineage: Eukaryota; Metazoa; Chordata; Aves; Anseriformes; Anatidae. The record is from RefSeq and is a predicted model, not a curated record.
AGCCGGGCCGGGGCGGGGGGGGCCCUGCCCGCACCCAUGAGCAGGGCCGCCGGCCUCCAGCGCCGCACCACCUACCUCAUCUCCCUCACCCUGGUCAAGCUCGAGUCGGUGGCAGCCCCGGACGACCCGGAGCAAGCGGGGGCGGCCGAUGGACCCCCCCGGGAGCCCCCCCGGGCUGAAGACGGCGGCGGCGGCGGUGGCAAGAGCAAGAGGCCGGAGCGGCUCUUCCAGCGCCAGGACGCGCUCUGGAUAAGUACCGCCGGCUCCGGCCCCCCGGACCCGCCGCUGCCCCCCGGCCCCCCCCGCGCCCCCAGCCCCGGCGCCCCCCCGGCCACCGAGGGCUCGACGGCCCGCGGGGCCCGGGGG